Messenger RNA from Mycena citricolor, 3150 nucleotides. NCBI's taxonomy places the organism in Eukaryota, Fungi, Basidiomycota, Agaricomycetes, Agaricales, Mycenaceae. The record is from the annotation of a GenBank genome assembly.
CCCCGCGGACGCCACAAUUUACGGGACAAAGCGCGCAACGCUCGCAGAAGCUGGGCCCUCAACAUCAAAACUGCUUGACCUGGAUCUGAUUUUCCCGCAAUAACAUGUAGGAUGCGAAUGGACCGCUUUGCGCUCUUUGUUCAGGUUUUGGAACUGGGUUGCUGAUAGUAAUGGCACUCGCACCUGCCCUCGGCAACGUGUUCUCGCUAAAUGACGGAACCACAAGCAGGGCUGUCUUCUUAUUUAGGACGAUGGCUCUUUGUGAGGAGUUUCUUUCCUUCCCUUGACUGUGCUCCGCUUCAUCCUUGACUGUGGCCCGCGCGCGCGUUCGCGCAAGCUCAGGCCCGGGCAUGUCUGAGACAUCGCGAUCUCCCAGUUCAGCCACAUCGCACUCCUCGUCGGCGCCUAGUCCUCCAUCGACAUCGACAUCGUCGCCCUCACCCCGGGUCCAUAUCCGCAUCCCAAGUUCGAUCCUCCCCGUUCCUACGAUUCCUCGAGCAAAGUCAAAUAAGAAGUCGCAUGCGCGCAAGCAGCCGGUUGGCCACAUCCCCCGACCGCGAAAUGCCUUUAUCCUCUUUCGCUGCGACUAUUCGCAGCAGAAUCCGCACAAGACUAAAGACUGUGACCAAAACAGCGUGUCGCGGGUUGUGGGCAAACUGUGGCGCAAUAUGACCGACGAACAGCGCCGGCCGUGGAUUCAGCUCGCUGCUGCCGAGAAAAAGAAACACGAAUACGAGUAUCCGUCUUACAAGUACAUGCCACGCAACAGAAAGGUGGCCCACUUCACCGAGGCAGCUGUCGUCAAGCAGAUCAUGCACGAGGCGAAGCGGAUGGUCAAAGCAGAGGUAGAUGCUGAAAGACCCAGUCUGACUCAAGACGACAUCGUCGAUAUAUUCUAUCCGCCGUGGGCCUCCAAGCAUCCAGCGCCGACUCGCCGAACCACUUCUUCUCCACCACCAGACGCUGUGCGCAUUGAAUUAUACACCCCAGAGCUGGAGGAAGAGAUGCGGCGUGCAUCUGAACCAGAGCGUCCUUGGGAGAUUGUCGCGGACCGUAUCGCCUCAUCCACAAUUCUUCCGGUCUACCCAUCGGCAGGGACGAGCGGGUGGGGCGGAGAACAGUUGUCCAUCGAGGAAUACCGGCAGAUCAAUCAUUGGCCCCCUCUACUCAAGAUGGCAGAGGACGAAUACGCGCCAUCGACAAAGACUGCGACGGACAAUGCCCCAGGCAUGUCGAGUUUCCCAGAAGACUUUUUAUCGGAAUACCAGAGUGUGUUGCGAGCUUCUCGCGACUCCUCUCUGCGCACUACUUACAAGUUUGACUAUGACGAACGUUCAGGCGUAUGGUAGUCGCUGUGUUUCAUUUAAUCAGUACUUUCGCAUCGGAUUCGGAAUCCAUCAUGUACCAUCACCCCACACCCAUUCUCUUUCAUGAUUUGUAUGUUGCUACGCCGAAAUCAUGCUUCUCAUGAUCAAAUCUCUGCACGGCUUGCUCCAAUCCUCGUCCAUGGCUGUGUUGGACGACGUGCGUACAACUGCAGAUCGUCUGAGCUUUGCUGUCCCGGCGGAACACGAGGCUGACUACCUCGCGCUGUUAAGCGCGACCGACAUCGCAGCGCAGGCUGUCUUAUCUCAGCCAGAUUAUCAGCCACUGCCUGAGCUGAGCGCGUACCCCCGUACUGACGUUCAUAGACCUGACCCCGAGGCGAACCGGUACAGAGCAUGGGCCUGGAAAGUGUCCAUAAACGGAAAGCGCGGAGGAGUGCUCGAUGGCAAGACCGUGUGUCUCAAGGAUACGAUCUGCGUUGCAGAUGUGCCUCAGUUGUUCGGCUCGAACGCAAUUUCACGCGGUUUCAGACCCAUCUCGGAUGCGACUGUGGUUACACGGGUCCUCGAUCAAGGAGGACUGAUUGUCGGAAAGGCAAUGUGCGAGAACUUCUCGCACGGUCCUUGCUCCCACUCGACACCAUUUGGGCCCGUCGAAAAUCCGUACGCAGCAGGUUUCAGCGCCGGUGGAUCGAGCUCGGGUUGCGGCGCUCUCAUCGGUUCUGGAGAAGUCGACAUGGGAAUUGGGGGAGACCAGGGUGGAAGCAUCAGAAUUCCAGCAGCGCAUUGCGGCCUGGUGGGUCUGAAGCCCAGUUUCGGUCUCGUUCCAUACACUGGAGUGUUGUCUUCGGAACCGACAGUCGAUACAGUAGGCCCAAUGGCGCGCACCGCUCUGGACGCUGCUCGAUUACUCGAAGCCAUCGCAGGGUCAGAUGGAAUUGACGAUCGACAGCUGGGCGCCCCGUCUCGAUCAGAGGUAAUGCCGUAUGCACAAUCAGUACUGGACAGCCGCAAAGUUGGCAUUCAAGGUCUCCGAAUCGGAGUCUUGAAGGAAGGAUUCGCGUCAUCCCAUCUCCACUCGGGUGUGAACCAGAGAUGUCGAGCUGCGAUACACCAUCUUGCCGAGAUGAGUGCGAUCGUUGAGGACGUCUCUGUCCCGCUGUAGGUCAAGCUUUGUCUCGGAAGAACGCCAAUGAAAGAGACGAACAGACAUUCAAUGGCCCCUGCUAUAAACCAUGUGAUCAACAAGUUCGGAUCGGCCCAGACGAGGCAAGGUCGGCAGGUCGGUCGAAGAGGGUUGUAUAUCAACGAGUUCUGGGACGAGCUGUUGCCCUGGACACAGGAGAAGCUGGAGGCGGCAGGCUAUUAUGUGACGGGAACAGCCAUGAGCGGGGAAUACGGCUGGUCCCGCUACCCUACAGCUUAUGGUCGAGCAACAAAUCUCGCUCGAAAACUGCGCGAUGCAUUCGACAUGGCAUUGGCAUCUUGCGAUGUCCUGGUCAUGCCCACCCUUCCUCAACCGGCACGGCGGCAUCCGAGCGAUGGAGCAGGCCCCUUGGCCUGGACGGAGGUCGCUCCUGGGAUAACAAACAACACAGCAGCAUUCAAUCUGACAGGCCAUCCUAGUAUCACAUUCCCUGUCGGUUUCGUCGAGCCCAUGGAGCAAGAUAUACAGAGCGAUGAAGACGCUGGGAUAAAGCUUCCAUGCGGCCUGAUGCUAGUCGGAAAGAUGUGGGAUGAGACGAUGCUCUUCCAGAUCGCUGAUGCCUUUGAGAUGAAGUUCGACUGGCGAAGUUUGUGAAAGACCAAUAAUACAUAUUUUCAA